AUGGCCAUACCACUCUAUACAGCUGUCUUGGGACGAGUAGCAAGCGACCGACUGAGAGGUUUUACUAAUGUCUUUUCGUCCCAAUUCCCUGAUCCUAUUGUGAUACGUCAACCGUACGAUCAAAUUAAGCCUGAAAGCGCGUCAUGGGGACGCUACAUUCAAGGAAUACUAGCCCUGACUCACUGUGACUUAUGCUUUGACCUUGUGAUUCACUCAACCAUUCCCAUGGGAAGUGGACUUAGCAGUUCUGCUGCGCUAGAACUUGCUUCCUACCACUUCGUCUCACAAUUCCUACCCAACCCUCUACCAAGUGGUGUGGCCAGUGCGGAACUGUGUCGUCGGGCAGAGCACGAAUACGCUGGUGUGCCAUGUGGAAUAAUGGACCAAUUUGUCAUUGCUCUCGCCGAACAUGGUCAUGCCAUACGAAUAGACUGCAGGCUGCUGACGUACGAGUUAAUCCCGAUGAGUAUUGGCCACGAUACACUGUUUCUCGUCAUCAACAGCGGAGUUUCUCACACCCAUGCCGACGGUGAAUAUGCCCUUCGGCGCAAAAUGGUAGAAGAAGCUCUAAAAGUAUUUGAGCUUACCUCAUACCGUGACGUCACUCAUGAAACAAUACAGGAAAAAUCGUCUCUGCUCGACGUUGCCACUCUAGAUUGUGUUCACCAUGUAGUUGAAGAAAUAGAGCGAACUCUUAAAGCAAGCGAAGCAUUGCUCGACAACGAUAUAACCCAUUUUGGACGUUUCAUGCGCGAGAGUCAUCGUUCUCUGCAGGAUAAAUAUCGUGUGUCAUGUCCAGAAAUUGAUGAGCUAGUCGCUAUGGCGUUAUCAUGUGAAGGCGUUUUUGGAUCAAGAAUGACAGGUGGAGGGUUUGGCGGCUGCACUGUAACACUGGUUCGAAAGGAGAAUGUUGAAGACGUGAAGAACUAUAUAAAGGUAUCCCAUUAUAUUUUAUUACUUUACUGGUGUUUUAUCAAAUAUUUUUUGGCGCCAGUCCAAUAUACCGGGCCGUUUUGUGGAAUCCUUCGAGCAACUUUUCCAGUCAUUUAA
This is a messenger RNA of Cooperia oncophora, 1050 nucleotides long. Lineage: Eukaryota; Metazoa; Nematoda; Chromadorea; Rhabditida; Trichostrongylidae. The record is from the annotation of a GenBank genome assembly.